AUUUGCUUGGUUUGCGCAUUGCAAAUCGUAUGCUAUCUUUAAAUAUUUAUCCCUAGUUGGCGUAUAUUUCUUGACAUUAAAAAAUGGCUGCUGUAGGUCUAUGGAGAGUAACUAGCAGUGCAUUAUUUUGUCGUUUUGUGAUAAAAAAUACACAGACCAAAUCAUUUCCAGCAUCACGAAACAUAUGCUUCAGUGUGUCUCAACAUGCAGCUGCCAAAGAUGCGGAAGGGGAAGAUUCUGGCAAGCCAAAACGACUAAUUGUAGAUCCAGAUACCAGCAUACGAUAUAUGAAUAGCAAAGCUUAUGAAGAAGCCUAUGGGGGAAAUCCAGUCUGGUUUCACUAUCGCAGGAAUUUCAAGGGUCAGGUGGCCCCAAGGACAAGGAGAACAUGUAUUCGUCAAGGUAUAAUUAAAACAGCAAGUCCAUGCCCUAUCUGUCGAGAUGAAUAUCUGAUUGUGGAUCAUAAGAAUGUGAAGCUGUUGGAACAGUUCAUCUCUCCAUACACUGGGGAAGUUCUCAAUUCCAGAAAGACAGGAGUCUGUCAGGUGCAACACAAAAAACUUGUGAUUGAAGUGAUGAAAGCACGAAUCGAAGGCCUGGUGGAGAAGGUGAUACCAAUUAGGGAAUAUGAUUAUGACCAAUACUAUGACCAAAAGACUGGUAAAGUGUUAUAAAGGGAAGCAGCAAGUGUGUUGAUUUUUUUUUACUAAAUAAAAAGAACUUUUUCUGAA
Molecule: messenger RNA, 731 nt
Organism: Pomacea canaliculata
Lineage: Eukaryota; Metazoa; Mollusca; Gastropoda; Architaenioglossa; Ampullariidae
Product: 28S ribosomal protein S18b, mitochondrial-like
Exons: 6
Coding region: 84-674 (196 amino acids)
Biological process (GO): mitochondrial translation
Cellular component (GO): ribosome; mitochondrion
Molecular function (GO): structural constituent of ribosome
Source: RefSeq, a predicted model, not a curated record